AAGCCCUUGCCCAUGCAGCAGAAGGGGCUUGAUUUCAGUUUGAGGAGCAGGCACCUACAUUUAGUGUACAACUGGCCUGUGUGUCUGCAGAGCUGGGGCAUUGCCAGGCCACAAAGGGCUUCCCAGCUGCAAGAGGUGGUGUCCUCUCCAUACCUCUGGCUCCACGUGGUCCUCACCCCCUCUUCAGAAGGGACACGUGGGCACCCAGAGAGAGACAGAAUGCUGACUGCUGCCACACUCCUGAUUCCUGGGAUGAGGGUGUCCAGGCAGACAUCUCUUAAUUUAUUCUGCCUCCUCUGGCUCCUGCUUCUGCUGAAGGCUGCCUCUUCCUCCCCUCUCCUCCGUGGAAAUGACCCACCAGCCUCUUCGCUCCCCUCGGGGCUGUACAAAGGACACACCUGCAUUGGGUGCGUGCUUGUGGUGUCUGUAAUUGAACAGCUUGCACAGUGGCACAACAGUACGGUAAAGGCAGCCACGGAGAGGCUGUGCAGCUACAUACCUGAGAAACUGCAAGGUUUCUGUUACAUACUUGCUGAACUUUAUGGACCACACAUAGCUGAGCUCAUAGACAGGGAAAUGAAUGCUGAUGUGGUCUGCCAUUCCCUGAAGCUGUGUAAACAGGAUCCGGGACAACCGCUUUGUCAUCUCUACAGCCCUCCGAAGGUUGGGCUGACCACUGCAAUAAGAAAAGCACGGAGGAUUGUGAAGACUUCCAAGGACCUGAAAAACUUCAUGGGGUUCUCAAGCGUGUGUGCGUUUCCUCUUCUGGCUAACCUGUGUGAGAAGAUUAAAUAUGUUUUGAGAAAUAAACUGCCUUUUGAAGAUUUGGAUGGAGAUAAAUUUAGUACUUUCCCGACACUGAGGGGCUACCACUGGCGAGGCAGAGACUGCGACGACAGGAACAACGCUGUGUACCCUGGCAGACGUCCUGAUAACUGGGAUGAGGAAAGGGACUCUAACUGCAAUGGCAUAUGGGGCGUGGAUCCAAAAGAUGGAAUUCCCUAUGAGGAGAAGUUCUGCAAAGGUGCGGAUUCACAAGGGGUCGUGCUGUUGGGAGACUCAGCUGGCGCUCACUUCCACAUCCCUCCAGAGUGGAUGACCGUCUCACAGAUGUCAGUGAAAUCGUUUGCCAAUCUCCCAGUGGCUUUCACCAACGAGCUUGACUGGCCCCAGUUCUCAGAGAUCACUGGAUUUCUGAACUCCACCAUCGGAGGCUGGACAGACUCUCUGUAUCUACGCUUACGGAACAGGAACCGCUGUAAUCACAGAGACCUACAGAACAUCUCCAAAAAUGGUGGCUCUUCAGGAAAUCUCCUCCACUUAAUAAAGAGCUUGGCCAGAAACCAGCUGUUGGACAAUCCAGCCACCGUGAUCUACGCAACGAUUGGGAAUGACGUCUGCAACGGGAACAACGACACGCUGGCUUACAUGACUACACCCAAAGAGAUGCUCUCCAACGUGAUGCAGGCGCUGCGAUACCUGGACACCCGUCUUCCAAACGGCAGCCACGUGAUUUUAACAGGCUUGGUGGAUGGGCGCUUCCUGUGGGAUAACCUGCACGACAGAUACCAUCCCCUAGGGCAGCUGAACAGGGAUAUCACAUACAGCCAACUGUAUUCUUUCCUCGACUGCCUCCAGGUGAGCCCCUGCAGGGGCUGGAUGACUGCCAAUGAGACCCUCAGAAACUUGACCUCAGAGAGAGCUUUACAGCUUUCCAAUGUCCUGAAAGAAAUAGCGAGAUCUGAGAAAUUCGCCAACUUUGAUAUUUUCUACAUGGAUUUCCCACUGAGACAAACGGCCGAGAAGUGGCGCAGGAUGGGAGGUGAGCCCUGGCAGCUGAUCGAACCAGUUGAUGGCUUCCACCCCAGCCAGAUUGCUGGAGCCCUCGGCACAAGCAUCACCUGGCAGAAGGCACUGCAGGAAUGGCCUCAGGUGCUCGGAAAGGAGAAUCCAUUCAAUGACCAGAUAGAAGCUAUAUUCAAAGAUCAAGGUGGACACUGACUUCAAACAGCCGGAGCUCUGACGUGGUUUAUGGUGAUGCUUCCCAGUGCAUGCCACGGAACCAGAUGAUUAAAGACACACACACUCAAAAAGGGAGAGGGCAAGUUGUCAGAGCCAGUAGCAGUGGACAUAACACAGCAGCGCUCUUUUCAGUCUGUAUCUCACCUGCACAAGUAGGCUAUGCUAUGCAAAAAUAAAAGUCAAAGGAUACCUGCCAGCUAGACCACUUGUACUGGUUUGCAAAUCCAUAUGGGAUUUUAAUACCAUACAUAGCAAACUUCUACCCCUGCCUCCUUUCCAACCCCCUGCAGAACUCCUAGGCUUUCCAUUUGUGCUGUUCCAACAGUUAAUCUGAUCCCAGAAGGAAGCGGUGGGUAAGAAAACCCCAAACUCAUUAUGCUGCUCUAAAUUGUAUGGAAUUGCCCUGAGUGUCACUACAUUAUUUAGCUGCUAUUUCCUUAUUAAAAUGUGCCAGGAAUAACAAGGUGCUGGAAUUUGGCUUUGCCUGGCAGCAUUAGUACCAGCUGAGCACAAGUUCUCUUCCCCCCCCACUCCCAGCAUUAAAAAGACAGCAACUUGACAACCCUUUGUGUCUUUAAAACAGGUUGCCUUUUCAACCUUUAAUAACUCUUUGCUCUUUUUCUUCCUAUCAAGUCUGAUGUACCUAGUCCUGUAGCUUUUGCAGGUAGGACCCAGGGAAUCGCUGAAGACACUGGCCAGCCCUUACCUGCUUGGCUUCACGCAGACUGGAAGGUUGGGAGCCACAAGCUGGUUUUUCACAGAUUUAUCCAGUAACAAAAUCAGCAAACACGACAAAAUUAGAGGCAGCUGUCCCCUGCUCACAGCCUUAGCAGUGAUGAAGGGAUCAGACAACACAGAACGGCAGCACAGUCAACACUGCAGCUUUGAAGGUAGAAAUUCCUUUGGGACAACUGCUAACAUUUAAGUAAAUAUUCAUGUCGCCUGCUUUAGGAAACCAGUAGGGAUUACAUUCCUUAACUGAAUGAUACUUCCUAAUAAGGCCCAAAAUUCAUUGAAGGCGUUUAAAUGUCAGCAAAACACCCCCUCUCCCAAGAAACCGUUCCAGCUCCGCAGAGGCAUGCCUGAGGAAGGCCAGCUAGCAUUAGAAGGAAAAGGAAACCUACCUGCUUUCCAUGCAAAGUCUCUCCACCAUUUGCUGCAUGCUGGCCAGGUAGAACACCCCUAAGUAUCUUUUAUUACCUGUUCAGGCUUCCUAUCUUCCAUUAAAAACAAGUGGGUAGAAGGAACAAGUGCAUCCACAUGGUUUUACUAUAGACCAACUACAGCACAGACAACAAUUAGAGAAUAUCAGAUAAUUGCCUUGACGCCAAAAUACAGAAGCAUAGCAAUUAAAAGGGGGAAGGGAACAGUGUGUGUUUAGAAGCCCAAUUUUCAAGCAAUCCCAUUGCAAAUUAUUGUGUUUCAUUUGAGGUUGGGAUUUAAUAACACCAAUUAGGAGUUUUACAAGCUAGUAAGACUGAAAUUUCCUUAGCUAAAAUAAGCUUCAUUGCCCAGAGCAAAGCAUUUUCCAUUUAUAGACUUAUUAGUGAACAUCUUGAAUUUGUGAACAAUGGGGAAAAAAAGCUUUCUUGUAAAAUUAGAACAGCAUCUUCUCAAAGAUGACCUGGAACCCAAAAUAAAGCUCUUGGAUCUGCCCAGUGCAA
This is a messenger RNA of Pezoporus occidentalis (night parrot), 3686 nucleotides long. RefSeq names its product acyloxyacyl hydrolase (gene AOAH). The record is from RefSeq and is a predicted model, not a curated record. Gene Ontology annotation, biological process: lipopolysaccharide catabolic process; negative regulation of inflammatory response. Gene Ontology annotation, molecular function: acyloxyacyl hydrolase activity; calcium ion binding. Lineage: Eukaryota; Metazoa; Chordata; Aves; Psittaciformes; Psittacidae. The transcript is spliced from 23 exons. The coding region runs from base 13 to 2001 and encodes 662 amino acids.